Messenger RNA from Clonostachys rhizophaga, 1959 nucleotides. NCBI's taxonomy places the organism in Eukaryota, Fungi, Ascomycota, Sordariomycetes, Hypocreales, Bionectriaceae. The record is from the annotation of a GenBank genome assembly.
AUGAGUUGGUCAAGGAACAAUCGUCAAUUGUCUUGGGCGGACUGGUCUUUCUCCGAUGUAGAUGCCACUCUAACUCACAAUACGCUUGGAUCUACCAGCAAACCUGCAUCGCACCUUCAGAAUGAGCUACAUCAGAAAUCAGAUACCGACCAUGAGCCUAGCAUAUCUACAACCAUCACAGAAUCUCAGUCAGCGGUAAAGGAACGGAGCUUGCGCCACAGCUUCAUAUCGUGGGCCCCCGAAAUAGUAUGGUGUUUCUCGGCCAUAGUAGUGUUCAUCGCCCUGGUUAUUCUACUACAGUUCUUUGACCAUCAGCUGAGACCAGACUUACCGCUGGGUUUGACGCUCAACACACUGGUCGCACUUCUGGCCACAGCUUGCCGCUUCAUGACCGCAGUGCCUAUAGAGGAAGGCAUCUCCCAGCUUAAGUGGAAUUGGAUGGCCGCUCGCCAAAGGCCUCUCCAUGAUCUAUAUAAGUUUGAUCAAGCCAGCAGAGGACCCAUAGGAUCCAUGCGACUGAUCCCAAUUAUGCGCGGAAAAUUUAUCCCAGUCGUUUCGACAGCCUUGAUUGUUAUUCUAUCUAGCUUAUUGACCUCCUUUGCAACACAAUCUGCCAUUUCAUAUCAGGAUUUCCGCAGGCAGACAACAUCCGGAAAUUCAGACCCCCAAGCUCCAGUAGCCCUUCACUACGAUGUAGCAGACUCUGAGAGAAAUCAAAACCGUUUAGAUCACAACAGAAGAGCGAGCGAGAUGGCACGGGCUGGGUAUCAGGGCCUGCUUCAAUCGGUGCAAACAGAAUGGCCCCAGGUACAACUUCAGUGCCCAUCUCAGUUUUGCGAAUGGCCAUCAUUCAACUCCUUGGCCGUAUGUAGAACCAUUAACAACGUUACCGACAAACUCCAGUUGAAGAGCGGGUCCGAAACUACGCGCCAAGGUAGCAGAGCACAGUACUAUGCUUCGCUGCCGGGAAAAGAUAGUGCCUUGAACGUCUUUGAGCUGGAUUCCUUCGGCUUGAACAUGACCUCACCGGAAGAUAGGGCGUACGAGAAAGGCCAGACAGAGAAGUGGACUUCAUUUGCCCUCUCCGAUGAAGAUGCCGUUCUCCGGACUGCGUUCACCCGGUUCUACAUACAUUACACCAACUUUGCUUCUUCCACAAUCCCUGCUAGCUUCCGUGCCACCGAAGUUUUUUGGCACUUUUGCGUCAACACCUACAACGUUGAUGUUACAAACGCGACUUCAGACACACGGAUCAGUACCACGGCGACAAGAGUCCACGAGGUGUAUGGUGAUCCUCAGCCAAGUCACUAUAGCUCGUUUUCCAUGGAGAGCGAGGACGGGAAACAACUAUUCAACGUCUCCGACCGCUUGAGGUAUCGCCUAAAGCAACAGAUCAAAUACGACUUACAGGGCACAAGUAAUUCUGUACAUGGUGACGAAUCUGUGCUUCCUGCGGUUGUAUUGGCGAAUCUGUACUAUGGCUACCAAGUAUCCUCUUCAGAGAGAAAGUCCGCUGGUGAAAAUCUAUCUGAAGAAGAGCUUGACAGGGAACUAUGGAGCAACACCGAGAAGCUCACCCAAUCACUCGCAGAUGCAAUGACGACUCAUCUUCGGGCCACGGAUAAGAGCGGAACAGUUCGUGGAUCGGCUUUUGAGAUGCAAACCUACAUCGUCGUCCGGUGGGAAUGGCUCUCCUUCCUGGCAGCUCAGAUACUUUUGACGAUCGUGUUUCAGAUCACGGUUAUUUUCCAGACAGCUAGAAUGAGUGUUGGAAUUGUCAAGAGUUCCAAUAUGGCAGAGCUCUUCGCUUUCUAUGGUGACGACGACGAUAGCUCGUCCCAAAAAUGGGCCUUAGCCGCGGCUGGUCUCAGGGCGAGAGGCACUGGCACGAAGAUUAACAACAGUGUAGAGGCGAGAUUAGUUCCGGGAAGCCACGGUUGGAACCUUCAAAUAAAAUGA